AUGAGCGACACUCUGAAAAUUGAUGGUCACACUGAAGAAGCCAAGAAGUUGAGAAUGUUCCCGUUUACCUUAGCGGAAGAAGAUGAAGAAUGGUUUUAUUCUUUACCUGCCGAGAGCAUCACAACUUGGGAAGAAAUGGAAAAAGUCUUCCUGAAUGAGUAUUUUCCAGCAUCGGUAUUUCUGCGGAAGAGGUAUGAAAUUUUGAAUUUUAAGCAGAAGGACGGGGAAACUUUGGGAGACGCCUACAAGAGAUUCAAGAUAAUCAUGGUAGCCUGCCCUACUCAUAAUAUGAACGCAACUGAACAAAUGCAGAUGUUCGUGAAUGGUCUUAAAGUAAAGACCAAACAACUGAUUGAUACUGCAGCCGGUGAUUCCACAAAUUUUUCAACAACCACCGGUAUCAAGAAGAUCAUUGAAGCUAUUACUACUAAUAAGCACAUGGAGUUGUACGAUAGGUGUCAAAGAAAACCAGAAGGGGUUAUAGAUUUAAAGCUGGAAACUAAUAAAAUUCAUAUUGAAGAUACUAUAGUUGCUGAAGUUGAUAAGAAGCUGAAGGCGAUGAAUAUAGGCACCCAACCGAAGGCGCAGGUUGGAAAAAUCAUCCAAACUUCUCAUGGAAAGACCAAAAAGGAACCUCUCCUCAACAUGGUCAGUACCAAACUCAAUAUCAACAACAACAGCAGCAACAUGCCCCCUAAAAAAGCUGAUUGGGAAAUUGUGAUUGAAAGAAUGGCUUCCCAUUAUGUUCAAUUUCAAGAAGAAACCCGGAAAAAUCAGAAAAACACCACGGCAUCUAUAAAGAAUCUUGAAGUCCAAAUAGGGCAAAUCGCUCAGCAACUAGCUUCUAGUUCUUAA
Molecule: messenger RNA, 855 nt
Organism: Lathyrus oleraceus (garden pea)
Lineage: Eukaryota; Viridiplantae; Streptophyta; Magnoliopsida; Fabales; Fabaceae
Exons: 2
Coding region: 1-855 (284 amino acids)
Source: RefSeq, a predicted model, not a curated record